This is a messenger RNA of Cooperia oncophora, 402 nucleotides long. NCBI's taxonomy places the organism in Eukaryota, Metazoa, Nematoda, Chromadorea, Rhabditida, Trichostrongylidae. The record is from the annotation of a GenBank genome assembly.
AUGAGUUUUAGUUCUCCGUUCACCACUGAGAUCUUCAACCCUGCGCUUCCCGUCAGAGUACCAGUGACUCACUUUGCCUACGGUAAGCGUCUCCGAGUGGUUGUGAGACCCCUCGACAGGAAAGAUAAACAGUUUCAUGUGAAAUCUGAAGAACGGGGAAGACAUUAUCGUUGUUCACUUCAAUCCUCGCCUCAAGGAUGGAGACUUGGUGUUUCAACUCAUACUAUCUUGGACAUUGGCAGACUGAGGAGAGAGGAACUCGUAUACAGCAACGGACACUUCCUCUACGACUUCGAAGAGCGACACUUCCUCUACGACUUCGAAGAGCGACAGUCUGGCUGGUCAAUCACGUCCAUCGACAUCGGCGGAGAUGUACACGUGCACUCCGUGCAAAUCGAAUAA